Podarcis lilfordi (Lilford's wall lizard) is the source of this 2866-nucleotide messenger RNA. NCBI's taxonomy places the organism in Eukaryota, Metazoa, Chordata, Lepidosauria, Squamata, Lacertidae. The record is from the annotation of a GenBank genome assembly.
AUGUUCACGCUCUCAAGUAUUUUGUCUGCCUUUCAUCCUUUGAGAUAUUUUGUCUCCUGCAAAAACCUCUCUGUUUUCUUUUUACAGGUAAAUUAGAAUAAUAUUCUUCUCAUAAUGUGUUUUCCGUAUUAUCUUUUUAGAUGCAAAAAUGAGACAAUUAUCUGCGUGUAUUUCUUUCCUUUAUAGGGAGAGAGAGAGAGAAGAAACACAGUCUCCAGGAGGCAGGAGUGGUUUAAACCAGGAAGGCUAUAUGUAAAGAGGAAUCACAUCUUCAGUGUCUCAGACAAAGACCAGAGCGGGGACAGAGUUACAGCAGGAUCUACGCCAUCCAGAAUCAAACAACAUAGAAUAGUUAUUCUUUGCGGUAGGAAAAUAUAACAUGUCCCUGUUGUGCUCAGAGUGCCAUUGCGAUUAUGUGAACAAAAUGGCACACUACUCACUAAAGAUAAGUGAAUCUGUUGAUUUCAGUUUCUUCUUGUUUAGUUCUCCACAUUUCAACAUCAGUUUGCAUUAUAUUAAAAAAAUCCUUUUGAAAUUUCAUCAGCAUUUGAGCGUGAAUUUCUCUGAAUAUAAACAUUUUAGUAGACUAGGGUCGCUAUAUUUCAAAAAGUGAAAAUAUGGGCAGUUGAACUUUUUGUUUUGUUUUUAUUGCCCAAAAUUGUUGAGCUUUCUUCCUGAAAUCUCAAAGAAAAAAGAAAAAAGAGUUGUUGAGCUAUUUUUCAUGAAAUUUGCUAAAAUCUACACUACCGACGUGGGCUGCCAUUUGUCCGGAUUUUCCUGGACAUCUCAGGGAUUUCUGCCUGGGCACCGUUUACAAGGACUGAAUACCAGCUAUGUCGGGAAAAUUUUGGUAUACAAUUUUGACUAAUAUAUUAUUAUUAUUAUUGCAAAAUGUGAUAUAAUGCAUUUUUUAAAGGGGUGGGAGUCAAGGGAGGAGAAGGGAUAGUGAAUUACCCAAGUGCAGGAACUAAAACCAGGGUUUGCCCCUCUUAAGUCUUGAAUCUUUGAGCGGAGGUGCAAGUGCAGUGGAGCCAAAUAAGUGGGCAGGAGAGAAAUGGUAAUAGUCAAAGGCCCAGCUGGUCCAUCAUCCUCUUUCUCACAACCCCAAUGAGAUGCCCACAAGCAGGACCUAUAUGCAACAGUCCUCUCCUGCUGUUGUCUUCCAGUAAUUGAUAUUCAAAGAUAUGUUGCCUCUGAUCCUGGAAGCAUUUGAUUGAUUGAUUGAUUGAUUGAUUGAUUGAUUGAUUGAUUGAUUUUAUAUACCACCUCUAUCUUCCAAGGAGCUCAAGGUGGUGUACAUGGUUCUCCUCCUCCUCAUUGCAUCUCCACCCAGACCCUGUGAGGUAGGUUAGGCUAAGAGAUCGUGACUGGCUCAAAGUCACCCAGAGACCUUCGGAGCUGAGUGGGGAUUCAAACCUUGGUCUCCCAGGUCAAAGUCCAACACUCUAUAUCCAUUACAAGCCACUGGUCAUUUACUCCUCCAUGACUAUGCCUAAUCCCCCUUUAAAGCAAAUGGAGACCGUGUACCAUCACCAUAACUUAUAUUUCCUUCAGGGAUCUCAAGUUCUUAGCCUGACACUUUAACCACUACAUGACACUGGUUUCCUUAUGGAGCAGAAUGCAAUAAUUUUUGCUGGGGCUUUGCACCACAUCAGACCAAAUCUGAGAUCCCAAAUAGAGCCAAUUUGGAUAGACUCGGGAUUCGGCUGGAUAAGGUUGAAGCAGCCCUGCAUCAACCUCGCUCAGUUUGAGUCCAUUUGGAGUGAACUGGGGCUGCCAAAUAGGGGGUGGCCUCAUGGUAGGUGAGGAGAAUGAGAUAUAUCUCCUUUCCUUCUCCCAACUGCAUGUUUAACCAGGGUUUAAAACUCUGGUUAAACAUACAGUCUGGAGGUGGGUGGAAGGGAAGGCAUGUCUCCUUCUCCUUACCCCUUCCAACCCCAUGACUUUGCAAGGCUUGGUUUGGGGCUUGGAUCCAUAUCAAGCUUGCCCCAGAUUACCCCAGGUCAGAUCAGGCCCUGAAUAUGAUUUGAAUUUGUGCAUGUGUGUGUUAGGUAAAGGUAAAGGGACCCCUGACCAUUAGGUCCAGUCGCAGAUGACUGGGGUUGCGGCACUCAUCUCGUUUUAUUGGCCGAGGAGGCCGGAUUAUAAUUUCCAGGUCAUGUGGCCAGCAUGACUAAGCCACUUCUGGCAAACCAGAGCAGCACACAGAAACGCCGUUUACCUUCCCGCUGGAGCGGUACCUAUUUAUUUACUUGCACUUUGACGUGCUUUUGAACUGCUAGGUUGGCAGGAGAGGGACCGAGCAACGGGAGCUCACCCUGCCGCGGGGAUUCGAACCGGCGACCUUCUAAUUGGCAAGCCCUAGGAUCUGUGGUUUAACCCACAGCGCCACCUGCGUCCCAAUGCAUGUGUAUAUUAUGUCCUUCCAAAUGUCUGUUCUGAAUUUAGUGGUACUGGAUGACACACUGGGGUGAUAGAUAAAAAUGGAUGCACGUAACGGGUUAAAAUAACACACAGGCCCUUCUGCUUUUUUCUCCCACCCCAACCGUGUUGUGAUCCGUAAGAAAUCACCCUGAACAUUUGCUUCUUUCUUCUCUGCCUGUGAAGCCAAUUGCUUUGAUUGCAGCGAUACGAGAUUGCCAGGAUGACUUGCCCUUGCUUGCGAAGCAAAUGGAACAUGCUAAUAGAACUUAUCACAUUACCCGAUGCAGAAGUGCCAUAGCUCAUUACUUUAAGAUAAAGGGAUAUCAUUGCGGACGGGAAGCAGGAUUGACUUUCGGAGGCCCGACUUGAUGAUGAUUUAAUCAACUGCUCUCUUUCACUUCUCAUCUCUGCGCCUGUCGGUUUCGCAGGUGCCGUUAAAUGA